GGUCUCUGUGUGUUCAGACCUAUUUGAGUGCCAGCUUCUUGGUAAACUGAUCGGGGAAAGGAAAGAGUAGUAACCCUUUAGCAGUUGUUUUAUGAACUAAUGCUGGGAUAGUGCCUGGCACAUGGUUUAGUGCUCAGUAAAUGACAGAUUUUCCUAAUGGCUAUUCCCUUUGCGAAAAGGAAUUGGGGCCCUAUGUUUAUUUCAUUUAAACGCAUUUAGAGGAAUAUAUAGGUAUAGAAGAAUGUAAUGGUACCUUUUUAUUUUACAGGGUUCUGGAAUCAAAGGUCUUGUGAUAUACAAUGGCAGGAAAAUCAUCGCUUUUUAAAGUAAUUCUCCUUGGAGAUGGUGGCGUUGGGAAGAGUUCUCUUAUGAACAGAUAUGUAACUAAUAAAUUUGAUACCCAGCUCUUCCACACAAUAGGUGUGGAAUUUUUAAACAAAGAUUUGGAGGUGGAUGGACAUUUUGUUACCAUGCAGAUUUGGGACACAGCUGGUCAAGAGUGAUUCAGAAGCCUGAGGGCGCCUUUUUACACAGGUUCUGACUGUUGCCUGCUUACUUUUAGUGUUGAUGAUUCUCAAAGUUUCCAGAACUUGAGUAAUUGGAAGAAAGAAUUUAUCUAUUAUGCAGAUCUGAAAGAGCCUGACAGCUUUCCUUUUGUAAUUUUGGGUAACAAGGUUGACAUAAGUGAACGGCAAGUGUCUACAGAAGAAGCCCAAGCCUGGUGCAGAGACAACGGCAACUAUCCUUACUUCAAAACAAGUGCAAAAGAUGCCACUAAUGUCGCAGCAGCCUUUGAGGAAGCAGUUCGAAGAGUUCUCGCUACUGAGGAUAAGUCAGAUCACUUGAUUCAGACAGACACAGUCAGUCUGCACUGAAAGCCCAAGCCUAACUCAUCUUUAUGUUGAUUGUUCCAGAGAUUGCCGGUGCAUUCUAACCAACUCACACAUACACACAAAUUAAAUAUAGGGGUCGAUAGGAGAAUUAGGGUUUGCAGCAAUGUGUCUUCUACUACUAAAAUGAAACUAAUGUAUAUUGCUGCUUCCUUAGUGGGUGAGUGAAGGGACACAUUCAUUCUGGGAGGAAUCUAGCACCUGACAUUUACAAAUUGUAAAAUU
Molecule: messenger RNA, 1115 nt
Organism: Choloepus didactylus (southern two-toed sloth)
Lineage: Eukaryota; Metazoa; Chordata; Mammalia; Pilosa; Megalonychidae
Gene: RAB9A
Product: RAB9A, member RAS oncogene family
Exons: 1
Biological process (GO): Rab protein signal transduction; retrograde transport, endosome to Golgi
Cellular component (GO): lysosome; late endosome; phagocytic vesicle
Molecular function (GO): GTP binding; GTPase activity
Source: RefSeq, a predicted model, not a curated record